Mustela lutreola (European mink) is the source of this 1781-nucleotide messenger RNA. It is a transcript of the gene NOTO, whose product is annotated as notochord homeobox. The record is from RefSeq and is a predicted model, not a curated record. Gene Ontology annotation, molecular function: DNA binding. Gene Ontology annotation, biological process: neuron differentiation; central nervous system development. Lineage: Eukaryota; Metazoa; Chordata; Mammalia; Carnivora; Mustelidae. The transcript has 3 exons. The coding region runs from base 203 to 961 and encodes 252 amino acids.
CCCACCCUGGGCGGCUGGAGGAAAAGGCCGGCCCCCCGCCCCGCCCCGCCAAAUUUAAGAGCCCUAGCCCAGCGCUUGGGCCGUUACUGACCGACGAGUCUCCCUCAUCGUGGGGUACUCCCCCUCGCCUCUCGCACUCCCCGCACGGCCGCCCACAGGCCCUGGCUCCGCUCCCUGGGCCCGAUCCGGCGGGGGCCGCGCCAUGCCCAGCCCCGUGCCGCGAGGCCGCCGGCCGCCCACUCCCCCCGGCGCUCGGGACCAGCCCCCGCUCUCUGGCGAUCCCCCUGCGCCCCAGCGCCGCCCGGCCGGCCCAGGCACACCCCGCGGUCCCGGGCGCCUCGAGUCGUCCUUCUCCGUCGAGGCCAUCCUGGCCAGGCCCGCCCGCCGCGCGCCCACCGCCUCCCCGCCGGCCGUUCCGCCCCGCGCCGCCGCGACGCUCGGCACCGCUCCCUCCCGGGGUCCUGCGACGUGGCUGUCCACCUACCUGGGCGUGGGUCUCCACCAGCCGUGCCCCCAGCCGCCGGGGCCGGGGCUCCGCGUGCCUCACUUCUGCUGCCUGCAGGGCCUGGGCGUCACAGGCUCUUUAGGCUUAGAGCUGACUCACUGCUCAGGCCUCUGGGGUACCCCAGACUGGGCUCCAACAGAGGAACUCCAGGACACUGAGAGACCCCAAAAGAGGGUUCGGACUAUGUUUAACUUGAAGCAGCUGGAAGAGUUGGAGAAUGUGUUUACAAAGCAGCACAAUCUUGUGGGGAAGAAGAGAGCUCAGCUGGCAGCCCAGCUCAACCUUACCGAGAACCAGGUGAGGGUCUGGUUCCAAAACCGCAGGGUCAAGUACCAGAAGCAGCAAAGGCUGAAGCUGCCUGUUGUGUCUGCCAUGGCUGCCUCCCAAGACGAACCCUCCAGCAGCUCUGACAACAGCAACCAGAGAGAAGACCCUGAGUCAGGAAUGGACAGCUGAGGACUGGGACAGAAGCUCAACCUGGGCUGUCUGGACUAGUUUUUCUUGGGGGCACUCACUGGAACUACUGAGCCUUUUUUCUUCAUCUGUAUAAUGGGUACAUUGACAACUUCAUCCUCCCAGCACUGACAGGAUGUCUGUAAACUUGUUACAGGGUGCCAGGCCCAAGCAAGUAUGUGGGGCAAUGUGUGGUGUUUACACCAGCACUGACCUCUCCACAGAUUAAUCUUUUCCUGGUCUGGCUAUGGAGAAGGGGCCUCCUUGAAUCAGUGUCUGGGCCUUAGAAGUCUCUUGCCCACCAGAGAUGGUGGAGUUGAGAGCAAAGGUGAGGGAAAGGUAAACCAUUUAGCCUACUUCCCUUCAAAGAGUUUCCCAAAGUUUUCUUGUUCUUGUCUGAACUGUCACCAUUUUCAGGAGCUCAGCCCCAGCUCCCUGCUUAGGACCAGACAUGCUACCCUGACCACCAUAUUUUUCCCUCUAGCUACCCAUCUUGCCCCCUCUCCAUCAUUACAUAAAAUAGAGCAGUUUGGUUCUGCCUUUGCCAAGGUAGGCAUUUUGUCACAAACUCUGCUGUAUUUCCAUGAGAUGGUUAUAAUUUCUCCCCCUUCAAGACCCUAACUCGUGGGGCGCCUGGAUGGCUCAGUGGGUUAAGCCUCUGCCUUGGGCUCAGGUUGUGAUCCCAGGGUCCUGGGAUCAAGCCCCGCAUCGGGCUCUCUGCUCAGCAAGGAGUCGGCUUCCUCCUCUCUCUCUGCCUGACUCUCCAUCUACUUGUGAUCUCUAUCUGUCAAACAAAUAAAAUCUUAAAAAAACAAAAAAAAAA